Messenger RNA from Lotus japonicus, 802 nucleotides. RefSeq names its product miraculin-like. The coding region runs from base 23 to 622 and encodes 199 amino acids. Lineage: Eukaryota; Viridiplantae; Streptophyta; Magnoliopsida; Fabales; Fabaceae. The transcript has a single exon. The record is from RefSeq and is a predicted model, not a curated record. Gene Ontology annotation, molecular function: endopeptidase inhibitor activity.
UACUAACACAUCAUACAAAACAAUGAAGAUCACAUUUCUUGCAUUGGUCCUUCUCCUUGCUUUGAGCACAAAGACACUGCUUGGUUCAGCUGGUCCGACACCUAAGGAAGUGUUUGACUCAUCAGGGAAGAACCUCCGAGCUGGUACCCAAUACUACAUCAUUCCAGCUUCUCCUGAUGCUGACGGUCUUAGCCUUGCCAAUACAGGAAAAGAUUGCCCUCUUGACGCGGUAGCUGUGGAAGGCUACCGAGGCCUGCCUUUGGUGUUCACGCCUGUGAACCCAAAGAAAGGCGUUGUUCGUGUCGACACUGAUCUCAACAUCUAUUUUGCUGCUGAAACAAGCUGUCCUCAGUCAAAUGUGUGGAAGGUAUCUGACUAUGAUUCUGCAACAGGACAGUGGUUUGUGACUACUGGUGGUGUUUUCGGUGACCCGGGUUUGCAGACCAUUAGAAAUUGGUUCAAGAUUGAGAGGUAUGAGGAUGCUUAUAAACUGACUUACUGUCCAAGUGUGUGCACUAGUUGCACUCAUCUAUGCAGGGACAUGGGAAUAUAUGAGGAUCAGUAUGGAAAGCGUCUAGCUCUCACUGAUGUGCCAUAUAAAGUUCGUUUCCAGCUUGCCUAAACCUCUACAUAUACAUAAACCUCAGUGAUGAAUAAGUGUAAUAUGCAUGACCUGUGAUUUCAAUACAAGGUUUCUCAAUCUGAUUCCUUGUCUUGUCAUGGACAAGAUUAUAAAAUAAACACGGUCUUAAUGUUUGUAAGUCUUCACAGUUUCUAGUUUGUGUUUUGGUCACUGAAGGAA